AGUUGCUCAAAAGCUGAUUGUGCUGGCUGCCUUUCCUAUCAGGGCAGCUCACACGCAUCCAAAUCCCAGAUUAAACACCCCCACCUCUCUUUCCAACCAGCAGCACUCCUACAAGUCCCUGCCCCCUCUCUUCCUCCUUGUGUAACUGUACCAAGCGUGGAUUACCAACUCUGAAGCAAAGCAGGGGCUCUGACAGGCUCCGAACAGAAUGGUGAGGUGGUUUCAUCCCAACAUCACUGGGAUCGAGGCAGAACACCUCCUCCUGACACGGGGCGUCCAUGGCAGCUUUCUAGCGAGACCCAGCAAGAGCAACCCUGGAGAUUUCACUCUCUCUGUCAGGAGGAACGAUGAGGUCACCCAUAUUAAAAUCCAGAACUCAGGGGACUAUUACGACCUGUACGGAGGGGAGAAAUUCGCCACACUGGCUGAAUUGGUCCAGUACUACACAGAGCAGCACGACCUCCUGCGGGAACGCAACGGAGAUGUCAUUGAGCUGAAAUACCCCCUCAACUGCAAGGACCCCACAUCUGAGAGGUGGUAUCAUGGGCAUCUCUCGGGGAGAGAUGCUGAAAAACUCCUUACGGAUAAGGGUAAAUCCGGAAGCUUCCUAGUGAGAGAGAGUCAGAGUAAACCGGGAGACUUUGUGCUUUCCGUCCUUACUAAUGAAGAAAAGCAUGAAAAUGUUGACCGCAAGACUAAAGUCACUCAUGUCAUGAUCCGUUAUCAGGAUGGGAAAUACGAUGUAGGAGGAGGGGAGAGGUUUGACACUUUAGCAGAUUUAGUGGAGCAUUAUAAGAAAAAUCCCAUGGUCGAGAAGAGUGGAAUUGUUGUGCACCUUAAACAGCCAUUUAAUGCCACAAGGAUAAACGCAGCAAACAUUGAAAACCGGGUACGGGAAUUAAAUAAAGUAGCCGACAAUUCAGAGAAACCUAAGCAAGGCUUCUGGGAAGAAUUUGAGGUUUUACAGCAGCAAGAAUGUAAACUUCUUUACCCCAGGAAAGAGGGGCAGAGACCAGAAAAUAAAAACAAGAACAGAUAUAAGAACAUACUACCAUUUGACACCACUCGAGUGCAGAUCAAGGAGGCGGAUUCUGAUGCGCCAGGCUCCGAUUACAUCAACGCUAACUAUAUCCGAAGCAUGAAUGAAGAAGGUUGUCAUAUGGAUGAAGGUAAAGUGUUCAUCGCCACUCAGGGUUGCCUUCAGAACACCGUCCUAGAUUUCUGGAAAAUGGUGUAUCAGGAAAACACUCAUGUUAUCGUCAUGACAACCAAGGAGAUGGAGAGAGGACGGAAUAAGUGUGUGCGGUACUGGCCGGACUUAAAUUCAACAAAGGAGUUUGGGAAGGUGUCUGUGAAGAACAUUGAGGAACACACAGCUCAGGACUACAUACGGCGAGAGCUUGAAGUCACACGUCUAGACAGGAGAGAGCCUCCCAGGUGUAUCUGGCACUAUCAGUACCUGAGCUGGCCUGAUCAUGGUGUUCCCAAUGAACCAGGAGGAGUCUUGAGCUUCCUGGAGCAAGUGAACAGAACCCAGAGCGCCAUUCCAGAGAGUGGACCGAUAGUGGUUCACUGCAGUGCAGGGAUUGGAAGAACAGGCACAAUUAUUGUGAUUGACAUCCUUAUCGACAUCAUAAACAGACAAGGUUUGGACUGUGACAUUGACAUCCCAAAGACCAUUCAGAGAGUGCGCCAGCAACGAUCCGGUAUGGUUCAGACCGAGGCCCAGUACAAGUUUAUCUACAUGGCUGUUCAGCAAUACAUUGACACCGCUCAGAAGAGACUGGAAGAGGAGCAGAGGAAUAAAACGAAGGAGAGAGAAUACUCUAACAUCAAGUAUCCACAGAUGACAAAUGCCAGAGCCAAGCCAAACAUGAGCUCGUCUCGCUCUUCAUCUGUAAUGAACGAUGACUCCAGCGUCUAUGAGAAUUUGAAUAUCAAAAAUCCAAAGGGCUCCACCAGCAGUAACACCAGGAGAUAAGCCAUGUGGGCUGCUGUCUCAGGGAUUCUGGGAUUCCAGCAGAGGUGCGCAGAAGCACCCGAUCACAGAACGACACUGGAUAAUGGCAUUGGAGGGGGGACAAGCAGCACCUACGCUGAGGUGACGCCGCUCAGCUGGAGAUUCCACCGAGAUCUCCAACGGCUCCUCCUCAUUUCCUGACUGACUACGUCUGAGAAACUCACACUCCAAAAUCAAGUGCCUGAUUAGCAGCCGAAAUUGUUCCCGCAAAGAGGGUGUGACUUGGUGCUUUCGCUCCCCCCUUCUAAUCUAACAAGCCUACACUGCAUUAAGCUACAUGAUAGUUUGUAUAUGUGUGAAAUAUAUUUGAAAAAUGAAUAUUUACACUCAGUGACAUAACUUUGGAUGAAGCUACGCUCGUUCCAUGCUGUCUACGGCUGUUUCCAGACCUUGCUUUGUCUACUGGAUGUCGUCUACUGUAACCAAAGAACUCUGAUAUAUAUCUCUCAGUUUCUCACAAGCAGCGGUCAUUUGCGCUCUGCUGAGUGAUACUCGCGGCACAGUGAUGUAAGAAGAAAAGUACUCCGCCCGGGACUCAAGAAUCCCCCUUUUCUUUUCAGAGGAUAUGAGAGGUGAUUGGUCAAAGUUCGACCAACGAAUUGGAUACUCUAUGUAAGUAGGUGUUUUAAACGGACUGAUUUGGUACAGUGUGGUUGAAUCUAUACAGUAUGUGCCAAUUAGCAGCCUGUACAUCAUAUUUGUGAAAGCUUCUGCUUUGAUGCUGUUUUUAUUGAGCGUUACCUCCAGGCUAACGAACAGUCGGAGGGAGACAAGUGCUACUGUCAAUCAAAGGCUUAUCAACCAAUCAGGCUGCCUCUUCCUCAGCGGGCUCCUCCCUCUAGGCAUAGACUUUCUUGUUCUGAAAACGUCAGAUGAGCCUUUAUUAGAUUCGUUUUUUGUCGUUUUAUUUGCAACUAUGAUUCCUUUAGAGCAGUUUUAUCUUUUGUUGUGAUAUUUGUGAAUGUGAUCAUGAAAUCUAGGCCUGGCAUUUUUGAAUAUAAUGCAUUUCUCUCUUUUUUUUUUUUUUUUUGACUGUAUUAUUCCACAUUUUCCUCAGAGGAGACACAUUAAGCUCUUUUAUCACAUAUAAACAGGGUAUGUGUGUUUUUCGGUGUUAUAGAUAGCCCGAUAAAGCUCUUUACUUCAUAGUGGGUUGUGAUUGCACUGAGGAGGCCUUUGAAUGAAAUAACGUAAAAUGAAAAACGUGGUAUUACUAAAGAUCUACAAAGGAGGGGGCACAUCAGGAUGUCGGCCGAGCCUUUGACGUGAACGGGAUUUCGGUGGAGACUUCAGCUAAAAAUGAGGCAGGCCAGAUGGCCCUCAGCUAAGAUUAAAGAAUAGAUUUGUGUAGGACGAAAAAAGUAAUUUAAAAGAUGGCUGUAAUCCAGACGCGGCUAUUAUUGGGUGAGGUCAGCGGUGAUGUCAUAAGAUGUUAUAAUUACUGUACCAUUCAAAUGUUUAAGGUCAGUAAGAUUUUCUUUAUUUGGGCACGAGCAUCGAUAGUACGAUGACCUUAUUGGAAUUUUAUUUUAUUU
This is a messenger RNA of Megalobrama amblycephala (Wuchang bream), 3555 nucleotides long. It is a transcript of the gene ptpn11b, whose product is annotated as protein tyrosine phosphatase non-receptor type 11b. Gene Ontology annotation, biological process: protein dephosphorylation. The transcript is spliced from 16 exons. Bases 209 to 1981 code for a protein of 590 amino acids. Gene Ontology annotation, molecular function: protein tyrosine phosphatase activity. The record is from RefSeq and is a predicted model, not a curated record. NCBI's taxonomy places the organism in Eukaryota, Metazoa, Chordata, Actinopteri, Cypriniformes, Xenocyprididae.